AUGGCCCCGUCAUCAUCGUCAUCCUCAAUGGAGAAGCCGUCUGAGACGGCUACUCUAGUGGAGAUGGUCGGCAUAAAGAACAGAAGCGGUGAUCGUAGCAGCAAAGAUGAGCCAAAGGCGUCGGUGGAGGUCAGUGGGCGGGAGGUGCUCGGCGACACGGGGUCUUCUCGAUAUGAGGACGACGGCUCGGGUAUAACCGUGCUUAGUCGGGACAAGCCCCCCGUGGACGACAUCAAAGAGCGCCUCUCUAUGUGGGGUGAGUCUAGUUCCCGCACUCCGUAUGGUGAUGAAUAUGAAGGAGAUGAAGGAUCAGAAUACGAACUUCUCCUAGACCCGAAUCUGCCCGACGAUUACAGUACGGCUGCGACAAACCGAUCCGAUCCCGAGAGGUCUUCGGCGGACAAGGAGAUCAGCACAGAAGAGGAUUCGCCCUACCCGGAGGUGCGGGCGGCAGUUCGAAACUAUGAUGAAGAUUUGCCUUGCAACACGGUUCGUGCCUGGACCAUCGGGCUGUUCCUGGUCGUCAUCGGAGCCUCGAUGAACACGCUCUUUUCUCUCCGAUCUCCCUCCAUCAGUCUCAGCUCCCUCAUUGCCCAGAUCAUCGCCUGGCCCCUUGGUCACGGCUGGGCAAAGGUGAUGCCCAAACGCAAGUUCAGCUUCUUCGGCAUCCCCUGGUCCCUCAAUCCCGGUCCUUUCAACAUCAAGGAGCACACCAUCAUUGUGGUCAUGGCCGGAGUGUCGUUCAGUGUAGCCUACGCCACAGACAUCAUCCUUGCACAGGUUGUCUUCUACAAGCAAGACUUUGGUAUCGCGUGGCAGCUCAUGCUCAUGAUCUCGACCCAGUCUCUGGGCUACGGCAUCGCGGGUAUGAUGCGCAAAUUCCUGGUCUAUCCUGCGUCCAUGAUCUGGCCCGCGAACCUGGUUGGCGUGACCUUGAUGAACGCCAUGUACGAGAAGCCGCCGCCAAACGACCCGACCAUCAUCGGCGGUUCCAUGCCACGCUACCGGUGGUUUGGCAUCAUAACCCUGUGCUCCUUUGUCUACUACUUUAUCCCGGGAUUCUUGGCCCAGUUCUUGAGCAUAUUCGCCUUUGCCACCUGGAUAGCUCCCCAGAACCCCGUUGUCAACCAGCUCUUUGGAGGUUUGACGGGUUUGUCUCUGAUUCCCAUCACUUUUGACUGGUCACAAAUCGUCGGUUUCGUCGGCUCGCCCAUGAUCCCGCCCUGGUACGCCAUCGCCAACACUCUUAUCGGUGUCGUUCUUUUCUUUAUCAUCCUCGCAUCCGGUCUGCACUACACCAACACAUGGUAUGCAGACUUUCUGCCAAUCAGCGACUCUAGCACUUACGAUAACACUGGAUCUCCAUACAAUGUCACCCGCGUUAUCACCAAGGACUUCACCCUCAGCGAGGAGGCAUACAAGGCAUAUUCGCCGCUGUUCCUGAGCACCACCUUUGCUCUGACGUACGGGCUCUCCUUCGCAGCCAUUGCAUCCCUAAUUGUCUACACUUAUCUGCAUCACCGCAAGACAAUCUGGCUGCAGUACAAGAAUGCAACCAAUGAAGCCGAGGAUAUCCACAUGAAGUUGAUGCGCAAGUAUGUCGAGGCUCCUACAUGGUGGUACAUGAUACUCUUUGCUAUUAUGUUGGUUAUCGGCUUUGUCACGGUACUUGCGUACCCGACCAACAUGUCCUGGUGGUCCUUUUUACUCGCUGUCGCAAUAUCCUUUGCGUUUUCGCUUCCCAUCGGCAUUAUUCAAGCUGUUACGAACAACCAGAUCGGUCUUAACGUGUUGACUGAGUUCGUAUACGGUUAUAUCCAGCCUGGCCGCCCCUUGGCUCUUAUGAUUUUCAAGACUUUUGGCUACAUCACCAUGUCCCAAGCCUUGGGCUUUGUCGGAGACCUCAAAUUCGGCCAUUACAUGAAGAUCCCUCCGCGGACAAUGUUCAUGUGUCAGGUUGUGGCCACAACCUUUUCAUGCUUCAUCCAAAUUGCAGUUCUCAACUUUGCUCUGAAGCACAUAGACGGCGUCUGCACGCCGACUCAAGCUGAGCGCUUUACUUGCCCAGGUGGCAAGGUCUUUUUCUCAGCAUCCGUCAUUUGGGGCCUUAUCGGUCCGGCCCGUAUGUUCUCGCCCGGCCAGAUCUACUCCAGCCUGAUGAUCUUCUUCGGCAUCGGCGCCGUGGUCCCUGUCAUGAUCUACUUUUACGUCCGCAAGUGGCCCAAGUCCCCUGCGAGGUUCCUCAUGUCUCCCCUCAUCUUUGGCGGUAGCGCGGCUAUCCCGCCCGCCAGCCCCCUCAACUACCUCACCUGGGGCAUCGUCGGCUUCGUCUUCCAGUACCUAAUCAAGAAGAGACAUUUCAACUGGUGGAGCAGACUCAACUUCCUUACCAGCUCGGGAUUGGAUCUCGGCCUUGGCCUCGCAACCCUCGUCAUCUUCUUCGCCUUUACGCUCAACAACAUCAACCCGCCAAAGUGGUGGGGCAACGACAUCGUCCAGACCACGAUGGAUUUCACCGACACGGCUGUGAGGAAACACGUGGCCGAGGGGCAAAUCUUUGGACCUAGGACUUGGUAG
Molecule: messenger RNA, 2577 nt
Organism: Pyricularia oryzae 70-15
Lineage: Eukaryota; Fungi; Ascomycota; Sordariomycetes; Magnaporthales; Pyriculariaceae
Product: OPT family small oligopeptide transporter
Exons: 5
Coding region: 1-2577 (858 amino acids)
Biological process (GO): transmembrane transport
Molecular function (GO): oligopeptide transmembrane transporter activity
Source: RefSeq, a predicted model, not a curated record